AAAUUUAUUAAUAUUAUAAUUUAUCAACCACCACCAACAACAGAACAACACUGAAUUUUGCAGCAACGUUGAAUAAGUUUCAUUCACAAUCGAAAUGAUAUCUUUUAAGUUCUUGCUAUGCACUGUGGUCCUGAUUAUGGCAGCAGUGACCGUAACCAUUGGAGCCGACGACACAGCUGCCGCCGCAGACAUCACAGCGGCAGAACCAUCGGUGUACUCUCCGGCCUAUCUACCACCGAAACACAACCCGUAUGAUGGCGCCGUGACCAGCACUUCGACCAAUAUCAUUCGAACGCCGGGCAACUUCGGGCAAGUGGCCGCGUUCCACAAGACGGUCGAGACGCCGUUCUCGUUAGCACACAAGGCCGACGUGCGUUUCACCAACGACGUGGUACAACCGUAUCAGCCCUCGGGCCCUUACCCGUACGCCGCGAGCCCUUAUCCGUACGCCGUUGGCCCCUAUCCGUACGGUGCGGGCCCUUAUCCGUACGCCACUGGUCCAGCGAACGCGGCCAGUCCAUACCCGUACACGACAAGUGACCCGUAUAAAGCGUACGGCUACGGCCUGUCCGCCGCUCCGGUCGCAGUACCUUACGGGUACAACCCGAUCGCCGUGCCGCAGGCCACAGGGCCCUACGGAUACGGCUCGACUGCCGGCGCACCAGUGACUUCGCACGCAGUCGUGACGCCACACUCCGUCGCUCAUACCAGUUUUUCUGGACCAUACGGAUCCCACUACUCGUACAAACGAUAACCGUGUAUAGCACCUGUACGUACAUAUGUAAACAUUAAUUUAGUUAUUUGUUAUUUACAUUGAAUUUAUAUAUAAUACAAAAAUUAUUGGAAAAAAGUA
This is a messenger RNA of Sipha flava (yellow sugarcane aphid), 853 nucleotides long. Its product is annotated as cuticle protein 76-like. The record is from RefSeq and is a predicted model, not a curated record. Lineage: Eukaryota; Metazoa; Arthropoda; Insecta; Hemiptera; Aphididae. The coding region runs from base 95 to 754 and encodes 219 amino acids. The transcript has 2 exons.